AUGUCUUCACCACGUUAUGAUACAAAAUCUCAUGUUUCACACAUCGCUCAAUCUUAUACCGAUGUUAAGGGUGAACAAAAACACGAAUUAAAUGAUAAAUAUGUUCAACCUCUAAAAGAACCUUCUCCAAAUUUACCUUUUGAUCAGAAGUUGGCUAUUGAAAAAGAAAGUCAUAAACAAAAGGCUGAUCGUGAAAUUAAAGAAGCAGAUGAGGAAGUUUCUAUAAAUACCUUUGAUCAUAAUGAAAUAUCAAAAAAUAUUUUAAUUGGUUCUUUCAUUGGAGGAUGGAAUCAACUUCGACCUUUAAUAGAAAUUUGUAAGAUAUUAGUGAAUCGUGGAUAUAAUGUGACAUUGAUCUCACCAGGAAAAUAUUCAUCGCCAUCAUCAGAUUACCCGAUAAUCCAUCAUAUUUCUUCGGGACCUUCAUUCGAUUUAAGUAAUAUACCGGAAUACCGAGAAAUCCUUUCAGAAGAAUAUAGUAUUAAAAUGUUUGGCAGUUUAAAAAAUUAUUUAAAUUCAAAAUAUUUAAAUGAUUUUAAUUUAUAUAAAAAAUUGGCUAACGAAACGAUUAAGGUUGAUUUGUUUUUUUGUGAUUUGUUCUUAAAUGAAGCAUGCAUUGACGUUGCUUGGUUAAUGAACAAACCCUUGGUCACCAUGUCAUCUAAAUUAUCGAUGACAUAUGUCCCCUACAAAUCCGAUCCAAUGAUGGGAUGUCAUGUAAAUAUGGAACGAGAAACAUUUCUGGAGAGGUUCCGAUGUGCGGUCAUCGCACCUAUUCAAAUGAAUUAUGUCCUCUCACCUCACACAAAAAGGUUAAAUGAAUUAAGAAAAAGUAUAGACAUUUCAAAUUCCAAAUCUUUUGAAAAAUUACAAAAUUCUUUAUUUCUUGCUGAUACAUUUUUUGGUUUCGAGACUCCGCAUCAAACUCCACCACUUUACCAGGAAAUUGGACCAAUCAUGUCGGAUAAUUAUCCACCUUUAACACAGAACCUUUAUAAUUUCAUUGCUUUACACAGGAGAAUAAUAUAUGUCAAUUUUGGCACUCAAAUCUGCACGACAUACAAGACCAAUGUAAUCCUCCUUCAAGCGUUUAUCGAAGCGAUAAACAAUAAUAUAACAGAUGGAAUAAUUUGGACACUUGAAAAAUCAUCGUCAAAAGUGUUAUUCCCAUCUACAAUAACAUUAUCAGAUAACAAAACUAUUAUAAAUACUUCAAGUCAUCCGAGCAUUCACAUCAUAGAAUAUUCCCCACAAUUUGCAAUAUUAAAUCAUACAAAUGUUAAAAUACAUUUAACACAUGGGGGAAUAGGAAGCAUUUAUGAAUCGUUGUAUACGGGAACACCAAUGUUAUUAUUACCUAUCGCGUUUGAUCAAUUAGGAAAUUCCGAAAAAUUAUUAGAAAAUGGUGUUGGAUUAUUACUUUCAAAAGGUUCACUUGAUGUUCAAGAUAUUAUUAAAAAGAUUAAAACGUUACAAAAAGACAAAGACAUACUCGUGAAUGUAGAAAGGAUGAAAAAUCUGGUCAUCAUGAAUAGCAAAAGAAAAUUUAGGGCAGCAGAUUUGAUUGAAUUUGUUUUAUUUUCAAAUCAUUUAAAUUCAAUGAUAGAACUUCAGGAAAAUAGUUUUAAAGAUGAUUUAAAAGUAUGGAGGAUUACACCAGAAACGAGAUUAGGAUUUAAAUACUUGGACGUUUACGUUUCUCUUUUGGUGGGAUGUUUAAUGUUUAUUGUGAUAAUAAUUUGGUUAAUUUGUGAGGCUUGUAAAUCAAUAUUUGGAAAUUUAAUCUCGGUUGUUACGGGUCAUAAAAUGACUUAUACUUAA
Molecule: messenger RNA, 1821 nt
Organism: Funneliformis caledonium
Lineage: Eukaryota; Fungi; Glomeromycota; Glomeromycetes; Glomerales; Glomeraceae
Source: the annotation of a GenBank genome assembly